Messenger RNA from Caenorhabditis remanei, 606 nucleotides. RefSeq lists its product as uncharacterized. The record is from RefSeq and is a predicted model, not a curated record. The transcript has 4 exons. The coding region runs from base 1 to 606 and encodes 201 amino acids. NCBI's taxonomy places the organism in Eukaryota, Metazoa, Nematoda, Chromadorea, Rhabditida, Rhabditidae.
AUGAAUUCGUCCGACGAAAAACCUCAACUCUACGACCCGCGGCCACGAUCGGAAAUAAUGUCUUCAGACAACUACGAAGUCCCACAAAUCGUCAAGCCAGCGGUCGCUGUGAGCCCAAUCCGGGACGAAGAAUUGACCCGCGGCGGCAGACAAGUGAAAUGCUCGAUCCGCGGUUGCAAUCGUCGCGUCGAAUUGAUGGAAUUCCCAUUCUUCUCCGAUGCGGAUGAGGAAGAGAACAAAAGUCUUUCGACCCGCGGAUCACAACUCACUCAAUGGACAUUCGCCAUCAAAGAAGCCGCGGAUGAAACCACCACAGCGAGCCCAACAAUCACGAUCAACAAAGAUCGUGUGGAGAAGUUCUUGCAGAACAUCGACAUCUCAACCACUCGCAUGGCUGUAGCUCUGGAACGAUCCGCGGAUCAGAAAGAAGAGCAAAGAGGACAAGGCAGAAUCCGCCGUCCCCGAAACAACUUCCAGUACGACUUCAACAAACUCGUAGACAAGUUGGAGUCCAUUGAGCCAAAAAUCGACCUCCUGGUCAAUAAAUCGAUGGAGCCAACAAAGUCGACGAACGUGGAGGGAGACGGGACCCGCGGAUGGAACUAG